Molecule: messenger RNA, 2130 nt
Organism: Gamsiella multidivaricata
Lineage: Eukaryota; Fungi; Mortierellomycota; Mortierellomycetes; Mortierellales; Mortierellaceae
Product: Alpha/Beta hydrolase protein
Exons: 5
Coding region: 1-2130 (709 amino acids)
Cellular component (GO): membrane
Molecular function (GO): lipase activity
Source: RefSeq, a predicted model, not a curated record
AUGCCCUUCAUCCAACCCACAGGCGUCUCUACUCGUCAGCUCUCCAAUAAAAGCGUGUCAUCACUCGCCAAAAGCACCAACGGCGCCAGCAGCGAUUCAGCCGUAACGAAAAAACUUGAGCCAGAAAAGUCAUGCCGGGUCACGGACAACUGGGUCAAGAGCGCAGACGAUUCGAUCCACAUCUUUACCAAGACAUGGCAUCCUGUUGGCAUUUCCGUCCAAUCUGUCCUUGUAUUCAUUCACGAUGCUCUUGAGCACUGCGAGCGGUACCAACCCCUAUUCACUUAUUUUCCAGCAAAAGGCAUUAAAGUCCACUCAUUCGACCUCCCCGGAUUCGGCGAGACCGGUGCACGGGCUGACGCGCAUGGUGUCACAGGCGGCUACGACGCACUACUUAAAGAAAUCGACAAGGCCAUCGAUCGUGCCACCAAUGCUCAUCCAACAAAACCCCUCAUCCUGAUGGGUCAUGGCAUGGGUGGCGCCCUCGUAUUGAACUAUGUCUGCGGUCUCGGGCAACGGAUCACGUCUCUUGCUGGGGUGAUCUCAUCCUCUCCGUACUUGAAACCGACGAUGAAAGGAGCUGGGUCGCGGUUUCCGAGCACUUAUAAUCGCUUGAGUAAAUGGUAUCCCAAUGUCAGAGUCAACUUCCGAGUCACAUCUGAAGAAUUGACGCGCGACCAGGCAGAACAGGACCGGCACCAUAACGAUGGACUCAUUCAGGAUGCGGUUUCUUUGCAAUGCUUGGGUGACAUGAUCUAUCAGGGCAACAAGAUGUUAACGAAGCGAUGGAAAAACUUCCCGGGGCCACUACCGAUGUUGCUACUUCAUGGAACUGAGGAUCCAAUAUGCUCAUAUCAAGCUACAGCGACCUUAAGCACUCAGCUGCUUAAGCUGCGACCCACCAAUUUUGUCUUCAAGUCCUGGAAGGGCAACAAACACGACCCACAUUGGGAUAUCGAUGCCAACUCCAUCAAGAGUGAAUACGUCCACUGGAUCCGCAAUACGGUUCGACAUUUUGACAAGGUUCCGCUGAACCCCAACAUGGUGCACUCCGAUUGCAUCAAAUCUGCCAGGUCUCGCGCCGCCUUCAAAAACGACAAAUCCGACAAAAGCCAGAAGGAACGGACCAAAGCCGACAAGAAAAAGAAGGAGCAUGAGCAGCACAUCCAAGCGACCGUUAAUCUCACCACUGAUGCUUCUUCCAUGGAGGCAACGAAGGCUGUGGGCGUCAAAGAGAAUCCAGCAGAGUCGCAUCCGGAGCAAAUUCAGGGCCUGGAGGAUUUGCGUCGUCAGCAGCAGCAGAGGCUUGAGAGGCUUGAGGCCAAGCGACGAGAAUAUGUUGAAGGCGAUGAGAAGGUCAAACGGAAAGCAGCUGGGCAAUCCACCGUGCCAGAGGCCGAUCAACAUAAACCAGCAGAAGAACUGAAAGCGUCAGAGGCAAUUAUGCCUAUUGUACCAGAGACAAUCCAGCCCAGUGCACCAGAGACAAUUCAGUCCAAUGCACCAGAGGCAAUUCAAUCCGAAGCAACAAAUGCAAAUGAGAUAGAGGCAUUUAGUAUGGGUUCACCUGCAUCAGCAGCUGGUGACCAAGCCCAAGUUGAGGAGACAGAAUUUAAGGCAGCAGAAGGUCCAGUAGACGGCGCGACUGCGAAUACCAUCGCAGCAGUUGCAGUCGAGAUUGCAAUGCAAGAAGGAGAGGCCUCAAAUGAAGAUCAAGCUGAAGAGCCCACUCAGGAUAACAAUGCCAAUGUGCUUGAUCUUCCUGAAGCUGCGCUCGAGAAUACGAACCACGAGAUCGAAUUCUCCUCCGCUGUCGAGCCAACUCCCCCGCAGGCCACCCCAACAGCAGUCUUGAGCGAGCCUACUCAGCAUGGCGAUGGCAAAGAAGCAGAUCAAGAAGGACAUGAUGCUGGACGAGAGAUCUGCAACGUCCUUCCGGCUGCUAACGAACAAAUGACCAUUGCUGCUCCAGAUGAAAUUGCGGCCGAGUCUAUUAUUGCAGUUGAACCUUGCGAGGCUGUAGCGGAGGCUGCCGAGCCGAUCAAGGAAGCGCUAUCCGUACCGGACGCAUUACCAGAGACAGAGGUUGCCGACGACGGCACCCGCUCUAGACUUGAGCAUGCGGAGUAA